AUCCCCACCUCUGUUUCCGCCGCCUCUCCCAAAAGUUCGGUCCCGUCAUCCUCCUUCAACUCGGACAAAUCCCAACUCUCAUUAUCUCAUCACCAAAAAUCGCCAAAGAAGCCUUCAAAACCCACGACCUCUCCUUCUCAAGCCGCCCCCCUUCUCUUCUCCGUCCAACACAUCUCCUACAACUGCACUGAAAUUGCCUUUUCCCCUUACGGCUCUUACUGGCGCCAAGUCAGAAAAAUCUGCAUCCUCCAACUCCUUAAUGCCAAAAGGGUCCAAUCCUUUGCCUUCAUUCGACAACAAGAAGUUUCCCGUUUGGUUAACAGAAUCUCCCACUCCACCAAUCCGGUGGACCUCACGAACCUCUUGGCAAUGUAUGCCAAUGAUGUGCUCUGUCGAAUGGCGCUUGGGAGGGAAUUUUCCACCGGUGGUGAGUACCAUCUUCAUGGGAUUCAAGAGUUACUCGAAGAGUAUCAGAUUUUGCUUGGUGGGUUUUUUUUUGCGGAUUUGUUCCCUUCUUUGUCGUUUAUCAGUACGCUAACGGGGACAAAAUCGAGGCUUGUGAAAACGUUUAAAGCGUUCGAUAAGUUGGUUGAUCAAGUAAUUGCUGAACAUCAGAGUCACGACCGUGAGAAACUUGGAGAAUCUAAGGAUCUUGUUGAUGUUUUGCUUGAUAUACAGAAGAAUGGUUUUGAAGAUAAAUUUCUCCUUACUAUGGAUAACGUCAAAGGCAUUAUUUUGGAUAUGUUUGUUGCAGGAACUGACACGACUUUCAUAGCGCUUGAUUGGGGGAUGACGGAGCUCAUAACACAUCCAAACGUCAUGAAAAGAGCACAAAGCGAAAUUCGUAGAGUUGUUGGUGAUAGAAGAAAUGUAACAGAGAGUGAUCUUUUAGAAAUGCCUUACUUGAAAGCUGUGGUUAAAGAGGUGCUCCGAUUGCAUCCACCAGUGCCGGUUUCGGUUCCGAGAGAAACUACAGAAGAUGUGAAGAUUGAAGGUUACGAUAUUCCAGCUAAAACAAGGGUUUUUGUGAAUAUUUGGGCAAUUGGGAGAGACCCAGAAUCGUGGAAGGACCCUGAGUUUGAGCCAGAAAGGUUUUUUGAGAGUGAAGUUGAUUACAAAGGGUUGAAUUUUGAGUUCAUUCCAUUUGGAGCUGGAAGAAGGAUUUGUCCAGGUAUUGCUAUGGGGAUAGUCACGAUUGAGCUUGCUUUGCCUCAAAUUUUGCAUAGCUUUGAUUGGGAACUUCCUAAAGGAAUUGAAGCUAAGGAUUUGGAUAUGACUGAAGUUUUUGGUAUCACAAUGCAUAGAAAAGCUCACUUGGAGAUUGUGGCAAAGCCGUACUUUGCCUCAUCCCUCUCCAAUUAACUACUGUUCAUUCCGAUCAAAAUAUCAUUUUCAUAUUCUUACUUUCGAAUUGUUUCAAUUUUAGUCGAAAUUUCUAAAUGUCUUAUUGAAGGUUAUGUACUUUCAAUAUAAAUUUUAAAUUUAGUUCGUAAAGUUGAUUUAAUGUGAAAAUAUUUCAAUUCAUGUCAACUUCUACCGUUUGUAUCAAAUUGAAAGUGGUUAUCAACUCAUUUGGAUUGAGUUUAGUUCAAAUAAAUAAAAAGUUUAUGUGUUAGCAUGGU
Molecule: messenger RNA, 1622 nt
Organism: Cucumis melo (muskmelon)
Lineage: Eukaryota; Viridiplantae; Streptophyta; Magnoliopsida; Cucurbitales; Cucurbitaceae
Product: cytochrome P450 71AP13-like
Molecular function (GO): heme binding; iron ion binding; oxidoreductase activity, acting on paired donors, with incorporation or reduction of molecular oxygen
Source: RefSeq, a predicted model, not a curated record